AGUGACGAUUAAAGAUGGCUGCGCCCAUGUAAUACUGCUGGAGGCGGCUGACCUUUUACCGCCCUCGUCACCUGGUUGCUGCAGUGGCAGGGUGGGCAAGAAGACUAUGCUGGGCCGGACCCUCCGAGAAGUUUCUGCGGCACUGAAACAAGGCCAAAUUACUCCAACUGAGCUCUGUCAAAAAUGUCUCUCCCUUAUCAAGAAAACCAAGUUUCUAAAUGCUUACAUUUCUGUAUCAGAAGAAGUGGCCUUAAAGCAAGCUGAAGAAUCAGAGAAGAGAUAUAAGAAAGGUCACUCACUUGGAGAUUUAGAUGGAAUUCCUAUUGCAGUAAAAGACAACUUUAGCACUUCUGGCAUUGAGACAACAUGUGCAUCAAAUAUGCUGAAAGGUUAUGUACCACCUUAUAAUGCUACAGUAGUUCAGAAGUUGUUGGAUCAGGGAGCUCUACUAAUGGGAAAAACAAAUUUAGAUGAGUUUGCUAUGGGAUCUGGAAGCACAGAUGGCAUAUUUGGACCGGUUAAAAACCCCUGGAGUUAUUCAAAACAAUAUAAGGAAAAGAGAAAACAGAAACCCCAGGCUGAGAAUGAGGAUUCAAAUUGGGUUAUAACUGGAGGAAGCUCAGGAGGGAGUGCAGCGGCAGUGUCAGCGUUCACAUGCUUUGCGGCUUUAGGAUCAGAUACAGGAGGAUCGACCAGAAAUCCAGCUGCCCAUUGUGGGCUUGUUGGCUUAAAACCAAGCUAUGGCUUAGUUUCUCGUCAUGGUCUCAUUCCCCUCGUGAAUUCAAUGGAUGUGCCAGGAAUCCUAACCAGAUGUGUGGAUGACGCAGCAAUUGUGCUGGGUAUGCUGGCUGGGCAUGACCCCAAAGAUUCUACCACAAUACAAGAUCCUGUUAAACCAUUUGUUCUUCCCAAUUUGACAAAUAUGAGCAAACUAUGUAUAGGAAUUCCAAAGGAAUAUCUUGUACCAGAAUUAUCAAGUGAAGUACAAUCACUUUGGUCCCGAGCUGCUGACCUCUUUGAGUCUGAGGGGGCCAGGGUAAUUGAAGUAUCUCUGCCCCAUACCAGUUAUUCCAUUGUUUGCUACCAUGUGUUAUGCACAUCAGAAGUGGCAUCGAAUAUGGCAAGAUUUGAUGGACUAGAAUAUGGUCACAGAUGUGACAUUGAUGUGUCUACUGAAGCCAUGUAUGCUGCAACCAGACGAGAAGGGUUCAAUGAUGUGGUGAGAGGGAGAAUUCUCUCUGGAAACUUUUUUUUAUUGAAAGAAAAUUACAAGAAUUAUUUUGUCAAAGCACAGAAAGUAAGACGACUCAUUGCUAAUGAUUUUAUGAAUGUCUUUAACUCUGGAGUGGAUGUCCUCCUCACCCCCACCACUUUAAGUGAGGCAGUGCCAUACGUGGAGUUCAUCAAAGAAGACAACAGAACACGAAGUGCCCAGGAUGACAUUUUCACACAGGCUGUAAAUAUGGCAGGAUUGCCAGCAGUGAAUGUCCCGAUGGCCCUCUCCAGCCAAGGGUUGCCAAUAGGACUGCAGUUUAUUGGGCAAGCAUUUUGUGACCAGCAGCUUCUUACAAUUGCCAAAUGGUUUGAAAAACAAGUACAGUUUCCUGUUAUUCAGCUUCAAGAAUUAACGGAUGAUUAUUCAUCAGUCAUUGAAAAUGAAAAGUUAGCUUGCAUUUCUCUAAAACAGUAGUAAUGCAUAGUAAUGAGCAAAUCGUGCAAGUUAAAAUAAUUUUAGAGAUUUUAUAUUCUAGAAAAGUCAAAUGAUCUUGCAGAAUUCUUGUAAUUGGGUUCAUUGGCAGCAGUCAUUCCUUAGAAUCACUUUUUAAAAUUCUUGUCAUGUAGUUAAUUAAUUAUAAAUAACCUGUCAGCAAUUAUUCAGUAUCCACCAAAUGCAAAGUACAGGAUUCCUACCAUAACACAAGUACAUAUUCCUGAAGAAUGAUGCAAUCUUCAAAAGAUAUUCCUUAAAAAGAACAGAACUUAUGCUAAAAAUAAGCUUAAGGACAAAUUCCUCAAAACUUGUAUAUCUUUGUGACCAAAAUACUAACAAAAACAAUAAUUGUUACCUACAGAGACUACCUGGGUGGCCAGGCAACUCACCAUGGUGGAGGCUGCCCCAGGAUGUGUUAAAAGUGUACAAAAAUAAUCAAACAGGAAUAUUCACAUCUUAGUGCUAAGUACAGCAGAUGGAAGAGGAGCUAUAAGAACAGGAGGAAGUGUGACCUGCCAGAACCAGAGUCACACAAGUCUUGGGGUAUGCCUCUCUGAGGUGGAGUUCCAGGUUCAGGAGCUCUUUUUCAUUUCUUUUAAAAUAGAACUGCAAUGACAGUACACUUUUUACCUUUCCUGCUAAAGGUUAAAAUAUUACUUCUACUGUUACAGAGCUGCAUAAUAAGGAAACACAACAAUUUCAUGUUACACUCAUUUCACUCUCUGAUCACAAUUGAACUCAUUGAUAGCCAAGAAACAUUAGUUGUAACUUAACAGACCAUAUUGGAUUUGAUGGAACAUGCUUUUAGUGAGCAAGUUUCAAGAUACACAAGUCACAUCCAGUAUGAAAAACUUGUAGGUAAUUUGGUAAAGGUGUCAGAGAGCGAGGAGGUCAUGGCAGAGACCCCCCCUUAUCCCAGAUUCUCUUUUCCUUAUGAUCUGCCUCUGACCUUCUUUAUGAGUACUCCCUUUUGGGCUCCUUGAGUCCAAAGAAACAUUCAUGGGAAUCUGUAUUCAAAAUUGAAAAAAAUCCAGUGACCAUCAUAUAUUUACCCACUAUAAAGUUUCUUUAUUGGGUUUCUUGGUCUUUGCCAGAACACCAUUCUGAUUUGGCACUUUUACUUAGUCGAUAAGUAAAAGUAGGAAGUUGACCUGUAAUUUAAUAAAUUAAGAAAAGAACAUCUUUUCUAAAUGUGAAUUUCCUGAGGAGAAAAUAUAAAAAGCAGAGCCAUUGGAAGAACCACUGAAAUGUACCACAGUUGCAAUUUUAACUUGCCUCUUAUUUUUCAUUAAUAGUUUUCUUUCCUUCUUAGGAGCCUCCCUCUCACAGAUACUCAAUCUCAUGAACUUCACAUAAAAGUUUUAUGUGCCAGACCCACUAGUAUUAUAAAUUUUGACUCUGUAUUCCUGAAGGAGUAAGAAAUUCAUUAGAGAGAAUUGCAUUACUUUAUUAUAAGAGAAAUCCAUCUUGAUUGAAGGGGCUAGUAUGAUGUUAAAAUCUAGCAAAUAUAUCUUUGCUCUAGUCUUUUUUUAUGUGUGUAUAACUUGAAAUAAAAAUUUUUUUCAAAGAA
Talpa occidentalis (Iberian mole) is the source of this 3281-nucleotide messenger RNA. It is a transcript of the gene QRSL1, whose product is annotated as glutaminyl-tRNA amidotransferase subunit QRSL1. Gene Ontology annotation, biological process: mitochondrial translation; glutaminyl-tRNAGln biosynthesis via transamidation. Lineage: Eukaryota; Metazoa; Chordata; Mammalia; Eulipotyphla; Talpidae. Gene Ontology annotation, molecular function: glutaminyl-tRNA synthase (glutamine-hydrolyzing) activity. The record is from RefSeq and is a predicted model, not a curated record. The transcript is spliced from 11 exons. Gene Ontology annotation, cellular component: mitochondrion; glutamyl-tRNA(Gln) amidotransferase complex. Bases 107 to 1690 code for a protein of 527 amino acids.